CGACGUGGAUGAAAGCUAUGGAUCUUCAGCCACAUUGCAAAAAUAGUGUAUCUUUGAAGAACGAGUAUCUUGAAAAAUAUGUCGAUAUCAAUAAUGAGGUUGUCACAAGUGAAAAUCAUUCAGAUGAAUCAAUUGUACAGGGCAUAAUCAACGAAAGAAACCAAAGCGACGACGAUGACGAAUCGGAAAUUCAAGACGAUGAGAUAUGUUUAUCGCCGAACGUCUCUGAUGUUUUAACGGCUGCAAAUUUACUAAGUACAUUUGUCCAUUGUACUUACGAUGACGACAAAAUUAAAAGUGCUAUGUCUCGAAUUCACAAUAUUAUCCGCAGUUCUUAUUAUAAAUUCUUAAAUUAA
Molecule: messenger RNA, 356 nt
Organism: Leptopilina heterotoma
Lineage: Eukaryota; Metazoa; Arthropoda; Insecta; Hymenoptera; Figitidae
Exons: 3
Coding region: 9-356 (115 amino acids)
Source: RefSeq, a predicted model, not a curated record